Messenger RNA from Entrophospora candida, 1994 nucleotides. NCBI's taxonomy places the organism in Eukaryota, Fungi, Glomeromycota, Glomeromycetes, Entrophosporales, Entrophosporaceae. The record is from the annotation of a GenBank genome assembly.
CUGAAAUAGAUCGUGUACUUAAAAGGGUAUCAGAGGGUGUGGAAACAUUUGAGGCAAUAUUUGAUAAAAUACAAGCAGCAAUCAACUCGAAUCAAAAGGAAAAAUUGGAACAAGAUCUCAAGAAAGAAAUUAAAAAACUUCAGAGGCAACGUGAUCAAAUAAAAGCAUGGAUAUCUUCAAAUGACAUUAAAGACAAACGUGCAUUAAUUGAUAAUAGACGUUUAAUAGAGCAGCAAAUGGAAAAAUUUAAAGCAUGUGAAAAAGAAAUGAAAACUAAAGCCUAUUCAAAAGAAGGUUUGCAACAAUCUGUUAAAAUGGACCCAAAAGAGAAGGAGAAAAUGGAGACUUGUGAAUUUGUAGCAAGUCAGAUUGAUAUUCUCAGCGCACAGAUUGAAACAGCCGAAGCUGAAGCUGAAAGUUUGCAAAGUGCUGUUAAGAAAGGAAGAAAGGAUACUCAAAAGGUUGAACGUCUGACUGAAGUUGAUCAUCUAAUAGAGAGGAAUAAGUGGCAUGUUAAUCGUUUAGAAUUAAUAUUAAGAUUAUUAGAAAAUGGAAAUAUUUGUCCUGAAAAGGUUAUCCAAAUCCAAGAAGAUAUCAAAUAUUACGUUGAAAGUAAUCAAGAACCUGAAUUUGCAGAAGAUGAAAAUAUAUACGAAGAUUUAAAUCUCGAAGAAGAAGAAGAAUUAUACGCGAUUGCAAUUGCAAAUGAGGAACAUCACAGCAGUCACGACUCUGUUACUGAUGAACCAUGGACACCACAAAAGGAGGCAAGAAUCAAUCUUUUAUAUAUCCAAAUGGCAAUGGCAUUUGCAUUAAUUGUGCCAGCCUAUUUGGAUGGACCAAUGUGUGAUCUUAAUGCUCAUUUAAGCCCAGUAACAUCGCUGACGUCGAGGGUCACUGUUCCUAAAAAUACUGUACCUCUUCCAUCGAGAAAAAGUAGCAAUGCAAAUGAAUCCUUGUCAACGUGGCUUAAGGAAGAAGAUAAACCAAAACCUCCUUCAAUAUUGGCUCAAGCAUCUACAUCUGAUUCUGUUGUUAUUAAUUUGAAAUCGCCGCCACCUACAUUUCCUUCAUUAAAAACCACCUCCAAUUCAGGACCAACCGCCGCCACCACCGUAAUGCGAACGAUAGCCUCUGUAGCUAAACAAGCAUCACUUCAAUCACAAACGAAUCCACCCUCACCUAUACAACAAUCUCAGCAGACGCAAAUUCGUCCUACUACUAUAGAUAGUGAUAUCAAAAAAGAUUCUUCAAAUGAUUCAAUUGAAGUUAAAAAACAGGGUUUCUCACAAUCCAAAAAUGAUAUUCAGACCAAUCCUUUAGAAUCUCAGUCAUAUACUCCAAAAGAUCAGGGAACUUUACUGUCGCCACCACAACAUUAUCAUCCACAACAUCGCCAACAACCAACUGCAUCUAAUUCAUCUUCAAUACAAAAUUCAAUUGAUGUUGGUGCUAAUAUCAAUAAUCAAGAAAAUCAAGAGCAGCAUGAUAAUCAAGAUUUAUUACAUACAUAUGGAUCUGUUGAAAAGAAAUGUAAGCAGAAAGAUUUGAGUAAAGAUAAAUUUCAUAUUCAACAAAUGCUUGAUACUAGUCUUCAGAGUGUUCCGGAAACCAUUGAUGCAGAAAGACCAAAAUAUUACACACCAAGGAAUCCUUACCACACACCACCAUACUAUCCACAAACACCUUAUCCAAUUUUUGAUAAUCCUGCAUUAUUUGAAAAAUUUGAUAUCGAUACUCUUUUUUUCAUAUUUUAUUAUCAACAAGGAACUUACCAACAAUAUCUUGCUGCUCGAGAAUUAAAAAAACAGUCAUGGAGAUUUCAUAAAAAAUAUUUAACUUGGUUUCAACGACAUGAAGAGCCCAAAUCAAUUACUGACGAGUACGAACAAGGAACUUAUAUAUAUUUUGAUUAUGAAGGAGCUUGGUGUCAACGUAAAAAAACAGAGUUUAGGUUUGAAUAUCGAUUCUUGGAAGAUGCUGAAUUGAUGUGA